AUGCCCCGUCUGAGUGCGGCUGCUCAGGAAGCGAUCAACCGCCUAAGAGCAUUCAAGCCCCCACCAACCAGCUACGACCUCGUCCCGCUGUCGCGUCGCGCAGCAGUACUGCUUCUGCUCUAUGCGGAUGCGAAGGGCGACUUGAGAGUUGUGUUGACGAUAAGGGCAAGCACGCUUAGUUCUUGUAUGUCUCUGUCUUCCUUGAUUGUCACUGUGCGCCAGAGACAGGCUGCUUUACCAGGUGGCAAAUCCGACUCGUUGGAUGAAACCCCUCUUCAAACCGCCCGCCGCGAAGCCCACGAGGAAAUCGGCCUGCCAAAUCUAAUCCAGCCCCUCCCACCCCCGUUUAGAGUAGAACAUCUGUGCGAAAUCCCGUGCUCACUAGCCCGCACUGAGCUAGUUGUGCGGCCGUGCGUAGCACUCCUGCAUACAUUUGACGAGAGGACAGGCGAAAACGCGGACCCAGAGAUCACGCUGAUUCCGCGCUUGGAUGCGCGGGAGGUGGCAGCGGUUUUUACGGCGCCGUUUUACGACUUCUUAAAAUUGAAGCCCGCUGGCGAUGAGGGGUGGUAUAGAGGUGUUUGGAAUGAGUGGUGGGGGACGCAAUGGAGGAUGCACCAAUUCUUCGUCCCCGUAAACCCGGACAAGGUGGUGAAGCCGCGCCCGCACCACGCAAGACAGGAAGAAGCAGUUCGUGAUCUAGAGGAGCAAGAAAGCAAGCAGCAACGGAGCCAUCAGUCGCAAGGUCAAGCAGCAGAACAAGGGAGGUCCGAUUCCGUCACCAGGUACAGAGUGUUCGGCAUGACAGCCAGAAUCCUUGUCGAUGCAGCCCGGAUUGCGUACAGCACUGAGCCGGAGUUCGAGCAUAAUCGGCAUUCUGGAGACGAGGAGCUGAUUGCGAGGCUGAGAAGGAGGGGCCGUCACUACCUAAACACUCUACGUAGUGUUGAGGUGCCCAUAUGCAGACCUCUAAUAUCUGUAUACCUGCAGGUUAGAAAUAGCUCGGAUAAUGCUGCAAUACCUUCAGAAGCGAAGCCAAACUGUGCUACCCUAGUCGGCUUAGGUCUCAACCUGGGCUUAUUUUCUGUCGCGGAAAUUCGCCUACUUGGCGGGUCUAGUGCUAGCUGA
This is a messenger RNA of Aspergillus nidulans FGSC A4, 1128 nucleotides long. RefSeq names its product 8-oxo-dGTP diphosphatase. Lineage: Eukaryota; Fungi; Ascomycota; Eurotiomycetes; Eurotiales; Aspergillaceae. The coding region runs from base 1 to 1128 and encodes 375 amino acids. Gene Ontology annotation, molecular function: hydrolase activity; metal ion binding; coenzyme A diphosphatase activity. The transcript is spliced from 7 exons. The record is from RefSeq and is a predicted model, not a curated record.